Stegostoma tigrinum is the source of this 4141-nucleotide messenger RNA. It is a transcript of the gene tab2, whose product is annotated as TGF-beta activated kinase 1 (MAP3K7) binding protein 2. Lineage: Eukaryota; Metazoa; Chordata; Chondrichthyes; Orectolobiformes; Stegostomatidae. Gene Ontology annotation, molecular function: ubiquitin binding; K63-linked polyubiquitin modification-dependent protein binding. The record is from RefSeq and is a predicted model, not a curated record. Gene Ontology annotation, biological process: positive regulation of protein kinase activity. The transcript is spliced from 8 exons. Bases 310 to 2490 code for a protein of 726 amino acids.
GCCUGCCCCGCCAUGUUGUGCUGGUAUUUUGGUUUCGCUUGGAUCGGUGACGGCCGCGGGUAGGAGCGGCCCGGCCGAGUGGGUGGAGCCGGCCGCUAUCGGAUUGGAGACGUCGGGGAGGAGCGGCGGUGACGACAGAUUUCUUCUGAAUAUGGGAGAUGCGGCUGAGAGGACCAGGAGCAGGAGUCAAUAACCUGGGAAGAAUGAGUCAAUCUGAGAAAAUGCCUGAUGGGACACGAGAGCUUUGCUAUGAUUGAGGCUUGCACCUUUGAGCCAACACAGUGCCACACUUGACAAGGCAGAAUACGAAUGGCCCAGGCAAGUCAACAAAUUGAUAUUCAGGUUCUGCAUGACCUGCGGCAAAAAUUCCCUGAAGUACCUGAGUGUGUUGUCUCCCACUGUAUCCUGCAGAACGGUAACAAUUUAGAUGCUUGCUGUAAGUUCUUGUCUCAAGAAAGCACCAAAUAUCUUUAUGGAGAAGGGGACCUGAAUUUUUUGGAUGAGUCCAGCAUUUCUGGGCUUCACAAUCACAUGUCUGAACUCAAUCUAGAUGUCCAGUCCCAGAAUGUGUAUCAGCGUUGGAAGGAAAGGAAUCAAUUGAAUGGAAACAGAACUGUGCCUCAUAGUGUCAGUGACGGGGCGCUUCCAACUCCUCUAACUAGCUAUGAGCCUACACAGCAACCACAGGUAACGCCAACACAGUUGGCUGCAGGUUUGAAUAUGUUUGGAACUAUGGACAUGAAUCGCAGCCCAUCUUCAACACAGCAACUUGGACUUCUUCAGCCAUUGGGCUCCAAGGGAAUAUCGAGUACAGCCCAACAAAUGCCCAGGUUCAAUCCAAUUACUGUCACUCUAGCUCCCAACCUUCAGACUGGUCAUAAUACUCCUACAUCUUUGCACAUACGCGGUGUGCCUCCGCCUGUACUUAAUAGCCCCCAAGGUAAUUCUAUCUAUAUUAGACCUUAUGUGACAACACAAAGCAGUUCAAACCGCCAGAUGUCACAGCAGCCUGGCUGGAUAUCUGGGCAAAAUACCAGCAGUCCUCAGUACAGUCAUAAUCAACAGCAGCAGCUCUUCCAGGCUCCACAGUACUCUCAACCACAGCAGAUGGAACAAGUGGCAGGCUUCUGUGCCCCUGUUACUUCACAGUGUGGUUCAGCAUAUACCUCAUCCCAACAAUCUGUACACCCAGGCCAGCAAAACCAUCAGACGUCUCAUGUGUACAUGCCCAUCAGCUCCCCCACCACGUCUCAAGUUCCCCCUUAUCAGUCUUUAAAUAAUGCACAUCCUUCAAUUUACAGUCAGUACAACAUUCAGAACAUCUCAACUGGGUCACGGAAAAACCAAAUUGAGAUCAAACUUGAAUCACCACAGAGAAGUAAUGCAACAAUGCUGCGUCCCUCCAACUCUCGCACAUCCCCUUCACCUUCCAUUAGCAGCCAGCCCGGAGGCAGGAGUCAACCCACAGUUUACAUUUCGGCAAGCCCUCCAUCGUGUGAGGAGAUGGUUGGACGCAACCAGCCGAAGCUCUAUAUCUCGGCAAAUUCUACAUCCGGUGAUGAGCCAGGUCUGCGAAAUCAGCCUACUGUGUAUAUAUCAGCAAACCCAAGUUCAGCAUCUUCCUCCCGAAGUGCUGCAGGACAGAUUAGCAUGGGCCCACAGCAGGGUGCUUUCAUUCAACCAGCCUAUAUCCGACAUCACCCACCCAAGAGUCGGAGUGCAGGCAAUUGCAAUACUGCCACUUCUCCUCGAGUGGUGGUCACCCAACCCAAUACCAAGUACACUUUUAAGAUUACAGUUUCGCCAAACAAGCCACCUGCAAUUUCCCCUGGGGUUGCAUCACCAACUUUUGAACCUUCUAACCUCUUAAGCCUGCCCGAUCAUUAUGUGGAGCCUGAACCUGUUCAGCAUUUGCAACUAGCAACUGAUUCUGCAUCAACUCGUGACAAUCGAAUCAGUGAGAUGCGAAGGAUGAGUGCGGGAUCUGAUGAUGCUGCCUAUACAGAAGCUUUACUAGUGCAUCAGAAGGCCAGAAUGGAUCGACUCCGUCGAGAACUUGAGCUGGAGAAAAGAAAGCUAGACAAACUGAAAAGUGAAGUUAAUCAGAUGGAAAGUGACCUUACCCAAAGACGCAUGAAACGAUCAAAUUCGGCUUCCCAAAUCCCAUCGUUAGAGGAAAUGCAGCAGCUGCGAAGCAGCAACCGCCAGCUGCAGAUCGAUAUAGACUGCAUAACCAAAGAGAUUGACCUGUUUCAAGCUAAAGGACCACACUUUAACCCCAGUGCUAUCCACAAUUUUUAUGAUAACAUGGGAUUUCGAGGUCCUGUGCCACCUAAACCGAAAGAGCAGAAACCUGCAAUUAAACCAUCAAAACCAAUAAUUGAUCCAGAGGAGGAUGAAGGGGCUCAAUGGAACUGUAGCACCUGUACCUUCCUGAACCAUCCAGCUCUGAUUCGCUGUGAACAGUGUGAGAUGCCCAAGCAUUUCUGAGCCAUAACGCUCCCAGUGAAAGAACGAAUGCCUCAACAGAUGCUGGGAUAAAGGAAUUGUUUACAAAGACUGUAGUAACUAGCAGAUACAAUGCUGGAAAGAAGUUUAGUAUGGACCAGGUGGUCUUUUUAAUGGAGAUUAUUAUUUCAGCACAAAGGUUUUUGGGAUUGAACGCACAGCUUCAAACUUCAGUCGAGUGCUGGGGCCUGAGCUACUACCAGGUUUGCCAAUACCAGAUACGCCUUUACAAACAAAACAAGUUUUUCACAAAGCCACAUCUAUAUGAACUGCUGUGGGUCUUGAUGUCUCUUCUGACAUAUCUUCCACAAUUUCUUCCCAAGAUGCAUUUUUUAAGGAGAAAACAUGUAACAAUUCUCAGGAUGCUGCAGAUGGAAAUGAUUCAAUACAUUUGAUAAGUAGAAGCAACCGAAUGAGCUGUAAGAACAGCAGAGGGCAUUUGUAAAGCUAGACUUAAAGGAGCACCUGAGAGUGGGUGGAACAGAAUGUGUGCAUCACUAAUAGACCUCACUGCUCUGAUCACCUUUCUGCUCCAGAACUUUCUUAAGAUUCAGCUUUGGGAUGACCAAGUGCUCCAAUGUUUUCUGCAAUGCAUACAGUCUACUCUUCAAGCUUCCUGUACUGAGCCGUACAGAUCCGGGAAGUUCCAGGUUGACUCCUGCCUGUGUGCUCAGUUAGCUCAGGUCAGUAGGGAUGCUGCAUGUACGAGAGAUGGUGAAGAAACAUCAACAAUUGCUGCUCCUAAUUCCUAUCUGUUAACCCUUCUGCUGGAAAGAGAGGAUGCAUACUCACCUGGUGAGAGCAGGUUAGGGUUUGGUUAUGAUGACUGGCCAACUGGCAUUCACAUGAAGAAUGGGUAAUCAGGUGGACUAGCACUGGUGAAACCAUGUGUGCUGUUACCGUACCUUAGAGGAGGCGGGGAGAAAUUUGGGGAGGAGCGUUUCUUCUCUUUCUCUCUGUUCCUGAGUUUCCUGUAUUACCUGUAUGUAUCAUGCUUUAGACUUUGGUAACUAACAUCAUUUGAGCGGUUUUUAGUAAAAUCUUUUGUCUCAAUCACCUGGAUACCUAUGAGAAGUGAAGCCUUAAAUUAACUUAAGAAAAACAAAGCUAUGUAUAAAGCAGCUUUCAGUGGCCUUUCUGUACAGCAUUUCUAUAAAUUAUGCUCUUGAAGAGACCUGCAAAUGCAGUUUCCAAGACAACAGUGCAAUGUUCAUGUGUGAAAUAUAUAUAUUUUUAAAAAUGAUAUGCAGUGCUUGAUCACAACUCUCCUGGCACUGUAUAAUGACACAGUGCUUAAGCAUCGCUUUCAAAGUAGGAAAAAAGAAUUUGAGGUGAACAGCUGAAGUUUUUAAUAGACCAGGUACACUCAGUUGCCAUAUUGUGCACUCUUUACGUCUAAAUUGCCUGUUAUUUCAAUUUUUCUGAACACCAGGUUCCUAUUUUGUUCUAUUGUUUAUGUUGUUAAAUUGGCCUGACUUGAUUCUAAAAUUUUUAGUACAAAAGUUUUACAUUACGAUUAGAUUAUAUAUAAAACAAUUAUGUUGUCACACAGUGGUCUGAGCUUCAUCUGCAGGUCUAAAUGAAAAUUGACUGGUUUUACGUUUUAUUAAUAAAACAUAAUGGGAUAUCUUAA